GGAACGUCGACGGCACACAUCAACCGCCGAGCGUCGCAGCGCUUUCACAAUAGCUAUUGUCGCGUGCGUAAGGUUCUGCAACCGCUGCAGAGUUCUCCCAUAUCCGCCCUCUCACCUCCGAUACACGACCGUCCAACCGCGUGGGCACCACAUGCGACGUCACUCUCGAUCCCCACUUUGCGCACCCUGCACCCCGUACAGCAUCUUCUACCUACCUGUCGCGCAUACAGCAUAUGCCAGGCCUUAUUUCUCCCUCUAGCGCCAGCAGCGUAGGCGCAAUCGCAACCAUGAAGAGACCCCACGAUGGAGAGGGCCUAACACAUCAGGGCGCGCCGUUGAAGAAGCGCAAGGUUCUGCAUCAGUUGCAUCACACGCAACCUGUGCAGCACAUGAACGAUCCUAUCAGCGCAGAGUUUGGUUUCGGCGACAGCAAAGACUUCUAUGAUCAACAACUACGGCGCGCCAUAGCCAUACAAUGCAAGACAUUGGGUUUCGACAGCGCGCGAUCAGAUGCGCUGGAAGAGUUCAGAGGAUUGGUCGACUCAUACAUAACCAGGUUUCUGACAAAUGUGCGAAUGUCGAUGACCAGCGCGCGGCGUACCGAAACAGUAGCUCACGAUUGGAUAUACGCGCUGGCCAAUGCUGGCUUUCACGGCUCAGGAGCCCUCGAACAACAUUUCGACACGGGCGAGAUACCCCCAACAAUAUUACAGCCGCAGUUCGACCCACCUACCCCGCCAGAACCACAACCUAUCAGUACCGAUGCAUUACUUGGCCCUGAACUGUCCGGUAAAACGGAUAAAGAGGAACGAGCAUACAUACCAAAGCAUUUCCCACCAUUUCCAUCCAAGAACACCUACAAAGCCACACCAGUAUUCACUAACCGAGAGAAUGAUCCGCGUAAAAUUCGAGAGAAGGCGACAGAGGAGGGCAUACUGGCAGAACAGAGCUUACGGAAGCUCAUGGCAGCACAAAAGGCAGGCAUACAGAAGCAAACUGCCGGCAAACGGAAACGAAGUACACGCAUGAAAGAGAGCGACAGGCUGUGGCAAGAAGCAAUGACGGAUCUUCUGAAUGAAGAGAAAGAGCACGAGAAGAACGAGGCACGGCAACGCGCAAGGGAGGAGGAGGCAGAGAUAGAGGCGGCCGACGACAACUGGAAUGCACCCCUUGUUGAGAGACAACUACGGCAGCCCAUUGUGGACCGAAACGUCAAUCUGGAAGAAGGAGUGCACGUGAACUACGACCAACGGUUCUGGCGAAAGUCUGCGAGAGGC
Macroventuria anomochaeta is the source of this 1277-nucleotide messenger RNA. RefSeq lists its product as uncharacterized. Gene Ontology annotation, biological process: transcription initiation at RNA polymerase II promoter. The transcript is spliced from 2 exons. Lineage: Eukaryota; Fungi; Ascomycota; Dothideomycetes; Pleosporales; Didymellaceae. Gene Ontology annotation, molecular function: protein heterodimerization activity. The record is from RefSeq and is a predicted model, not a curated record. The annotation marks the transcript as partial. Gene Ontology annotation, cellular component: transcription factor TFIID complex.